GUAUUACAGCAUUAACAUUAAUAAAUUAGUCUAAUACUGUUGCAAAACAUGUAAUAUGUAACAUAGAUUUGUAAUAAAAAUAUUGUAAAAUAAAGUUUUAUAAGUAUUUAAUAAAGUCAUAAUGUCAACAUUUUCAGAAAUGUUUUCACAUAGACAUUGACAUAAUUUAUCAUACAUAAUGAAUAUAAUAUAAUAUAGAAUAUAGAAGAUUUAUAAUACAGAAGAAUUUCCAUUUAUUUUAUUUUCAUGAAAACAACCAAUAUACAUAUUCAACCAAUUUAAAUAUUGCUAUUUGUAGACGAGAUAUACUAGAUUAAAUAGAUUCACAUGAAUUGGCAAAUUUUUUCAUUAUAAUCAGGAAUGGAGAAUAAUUGUAGUAAUUAUCCCAUUACAUAACUAGAGAGAAACGCGGUUAUUUCAUUUAUAUAACCUAUUUUAUGUGUCACGAUUCAAAUGUUACUCUAUAUAUAUGAUUCAGUUAUAAUUUCAAUACGUACAAUGUCGCAUCUUAUUUUGCUCAAUAAACAUUUAAUUGGUAAACGCUAAAAUAAUUCAAUUGGACUCGCUUACGUUAGAGCUAAUCUAUGAAUAGGUGUCAAUACGCAGUUUCAUAGGCGGGAUUUGCGUGUUGUUCCUCCUGUUCGAUUUUAACUCGGCUGGAAGGAUUUUUUUUUCGCGCACUUCUAACCUUCAUGCAUAUUCAUAUUCCGGGGAAUGUCGUUUGACGUUCCCAUGAAGUAAAACAAGGUCAAUUGAUUUCGAAUCGGGAUUGAAGCACGUCUUUCUCCAGCAUAGCGGUUAGACGAAUUCUAUACAUCAACAUGUAUCACAAAUUGAAUCUCGAAGUCAAGUAUCUUACUGAACAACAUCUUACCGGCUUCGAGAACUAUAAAUAUAGUUCAGUGGAUACAAGCCCUCUCAGUGUAUAUAUUAUGCAUCCAUUUUGGAAUAAAGUAGUACAGUAUUGUCCAAAGUGGGUUGCCCCAAACGUAUUAACUUUCUCUGGAUUUCUGUUUACUGUCUUUAACUUCACGUUGUUUACAUUUUAUGAUUAUUAUUUGUAUGCAUCAAGUGAUGAUAAGCCACAGUAUCCUCCUAUACCAAGAUGGGUCUUUGCCUUGGGUGCAUUCAAUGUUUUUAUGGCAUAUACUCUUGAUGGUAUUGAUGGAAAACAAGCACGACGUACGCAAACAUCAGGUCCUUUAGGAGAGCUAUUUGAUCAUGGACUAGAUAGUUGGACAACAAUGCUCAUUAGUGUUUGUAUGUUUUCUGUGUUUGGUAGGACAGACCAUAGUGUAUCUCCAUUAAGAAUGUAUUUCAUUCUAUGGAACGUGUUUAUUAGUUUCUACUUAACUCAUUGGGAAAAGUAUAACACAGGGGUACUAUUUCUUCCUUGGGGAUAUGAUCUAUCUAUGGUAGGUACUAUUAUUGUCUUUGUCAUAUCUAGUAUAGGCGGACAUAAAGCCUGGAAGAUUGUGUUCCCUGGUGGUAUACCAGUUGGUGUAAUGUUUGAAGUAUUACUUUAUGUCACUGCAAUUGUAUCUAGUUUGCCUGUAGUUCUAUGGAAUAUAUAUAAAUCAUAUAGGGACAAGACUGGUAAAAUGCGAACGUUCCUAGAUGCCAUAAGACCUCUACUGCCUCUAGCAGUACUCUUUUCGAUUUCAACAAUUUGGGUAGUUCAUUCACCUAGUAAUAUCAUAGACAAAGAUCCUAGGAUAAUUUUCUUAGCAAUUGGAACUAUUUUUUCAAACAUCUGUUGUCGUUUAAUUGUUUCACAAAUGAGCAACACCAGAUGUGAACUAUUAUCAUGGAUAUUACUACCUGUAGCAGUUGCAGCCCUUUUCUCAUUUAUCUUGCCUAGUAUAGAUUUGGUAUUCACAUAUAUUCUUGCCAUUAUAGCUUUAUUGGCACAUAUUCACUAUGGAACAUGUGUGGUGCGUCAGAUGUGUCGUCAUUUCCGUAUUCACACGUUCCAUAUUAAAGAUCGUGCAGACUGACUACUUGCCGACGAUACAUGUUAAAAAUGAAGAAAUACGAACAAACGGUCGGAAAGAGCUACGAAUGAUUGAGUACAGAGCAGACAAAUGGAAGAAACUUCAGAAUUACGAUUGAUAAGAAGAACAAAAGAAUAUUUCAAAUAUGAACAUGCAAAUAUUGGACAGUAGAUAAUAGGAGUUUAUUUGAGCAUACAACCAUCGCUGAUCAUAUAUCUAAAAAUAGAGAGAGAGUACCUGUUAAGUAAUGUUAAUAAUUCAGUUGCAAAGAUGAAGCCAUUUCCAUUUCAUGUUGCUGUGAUAUAAUUAAAGAAGAACCUAGAAGCUUUCUUUAUGUGUACAUACUCCCAAAUAAGUUCACAUACGUUCUCUCUACUUUGUCUUUUUGUGUUCUGUUCGUAACUCUGACUGUGCAUAGAGCAUUCAUUUAAAGCACGCAAGGCUUUUAGCUGUUGCGCAUCGAAUUCUUCGUUUUUAACAUGUAUUGUCUGAAAAAUGAGAUUAUGAAUCUGGCUUGCUCAAUUUUCCCACAAAACGAACAUUUCUUUCCUUUAGAGAAAUUAAAAAAUUUGUGGAGAAAUUUAAGAGUCAAAUUUCGAGAUUUUUUGAACUUUUAAAGGUCUCCACAGAAGCUUUUCUUUUGUUUCGAGUGAUUGCCAAAAGGACGAAGUUUUCUUUUGCUUGAAAAUUCUGAGCAAGUUAGCAGAUAAACUUCGAUAUGGAUAAAAGAGAAAGGGUGUAAUGCUGGUGUAAUAAGAUAGAAGACAUUAUUUAUUUUGCGUAAGUAUGUAUGUGUAUGUUAUAUUAUAUUUAAUCGGCUUCCUGAAACGAAGAAUCUUUGCAAAUAAUGUAGAAAAUGUCGUGUACCGACGUAGAUAACGAUAAGUCAUAACGAUAAGUGACAUUGAGUCACAAAUUUUGACUUAGAUUAAAUCAAGUCAAUCGAAUUGAUUAAAGAACUUAGUGAGUAACUGAAGAAAGGAUACGCGAUAUUUCAUUUUCUUCUUUCUUUAUAAAAUAUUCCAAAUGACGUUUUAGUCCAUACUCAUUGCGGAUUUUUAUGCAUUUAUGGGAAAUUUGAAGCUGCAAAAAUAUAUAGAAUUUACAUAAAGCACAAAAGUGCAUAAAAUAUAUUACUAGUUAC
Messenger RNA from Bombus huntii, 3138 nucleotides. Its product is annotated as ethanolaminephosphotransferase 1-like. The coding region runs from base 822 to 1997 and encodes 391 amino acids. The record is from RefSeq and is a predicted model, not a curated record. Gene Ontology annotation, biological process: phosphatidylethanolamine biosynthetic process. Gene Ontology annotation, cellular component: Golgi apparatus; endoplasmic reticulum membrane. NCBI's taxonomy places the organism in Eukaryota, Metazoa, Arthropoda, Insecta, Hymenoptera, Apidae. Gene Ontology annotation, molecular function: ethanolaminephosphotransferase activity. The transcript has 10 exons.